AUGCAUACUUCUGUCCUCAUCUCAACCCUCCUCGGCGCUGGCGCCCUUGCUUUCCCUCAACACAAGCAUGCACACCUCCACGAGAAGAAAGACGUCGUCUUCUACUCCCAGUGGCAAGAAGGUCCUCACACUCUUGUCCAAGAGUUCAUCAACGAGAACAAGGUGGUUGGGACCGCACCUCCUCUUGCUCCAACCUCCGCCGCCGCCGUUCAGGUCAAGGCAGAUUACGCCUUUCCUCAGGGAGGUCAUUACUCUUGGGCAGGCGAGGCAGGACAGCUGCAUGAGCGCCCUUCGUUCCCUAUGACAAGUGCGGCCGCUGUUCCCGAAGCUCCUUCCCCAGUCAUCGCAUCGCCCGUCGUCUCCUCCACUCCACCCGCCCCCAUAGUCAUACAGGCCAACCCAGUCGACUCACCCCCCGCCUCAUCUUCCUCCUCCGCCCCCAAAUCCUCAGGCAGCACCAGCGGCGCCUGCAACCCCACCGAUGGGGACGCAUGGUACUCACCUCCCUGCACUGGAUCCUCCGGCGCCUCAGCCCUCGACAAAAUGAGCAAUCUGCGUAAGACAUGGAACGACACCCUCACUGACUACGCAUGGAGUCCCGGCCUCGCCCAAAACGCCCACAACACGGCCUGGCUCAGCACCACCUGGACCGCCGGCGUUGACUCGAACGGCAACCCCACCGAGACCCCCGACGGCGAAGGCCGAGGCUGGGUCAUGGGCCAUCACUUGUUCAACGGCAGCGACGGACAGUGUAUCGCCGAAGGCAACAACACGGAAUCGGUCGGGGACCUCACGCCCAUCGAAGCCAUGUUUUUGAUGUGGAUCUGUGAAAGGCCGAACGCAGCCAUCCAGGACAUGUGCACUGCGAUCAACAGCACCGGCGGUGACGCUGACUGCUGGUGUGAUUUGUUAACCGAUCCGAGUUGUCCCUGUGGCCAUGCGAUGAUCAUCAUAGACCCGGGUACGAAUAGCCUCGGGUGCUACUUCAUGGAUGCGGUGGCGGCGGCGGAUAAGGCGGAUAACGCAGUGAAUGACAUUGAAAAGGCGAAGGAGUUGGGGUCGCCGGGGAAUGGCGCCCCGGGGAUGUUGACUUGUGAUUUCUCUACGUGA
Messenger RNA from Letharia lupina, 1110 nucleotides. RefSeq lists its product as uncharacterized. Bases 1 to 1110 code for a protein of 369 amino acids. The transcript has a single exon. The record is from RefSeq and is a predicted model, not a curated record. NCBI's taxonomy places the organism in Eukaryota, Fungi, Ascomycota, Lecanoromycetes, Lecanorales, Parmeliaceae.